GAGCGCAGUCGCCCGGCGGGCUCGGGAGGACGGAGCGCCGGGGACCAAGCUUGGGGAACCGGCUGCGCGCAGCCAAGUGAAGUCGGGGCAGGACCCCAGCCGCCCCGCCGCAACCUGGUCGUCUCCUCGGACCGCAGUCCCGGGCUCCCUGCCUUCUACCCCGCCUCGGCCCCGCCCCGGCCCGGGUGGCCCGGACCCGGAGCCGGGACGCGGGUGCCGCAGCCCGAGGCAGGCCAGCGCGCGGCGUGAUGGCGGAGAAGGCGCUGGAGGCUGUGGGCUGUGGUCUAGGGCCGGGGGCCAUGGCCAUGGCCGUGGCACUGGAGGAUGGGGCGGAGCCGCCGGUGCUGACCACGCACCUGAAGAAGGUGGAGAACCACAUCACAGAAGCCCAGCGCUUCUCCCACCUGCCCAAGCGCUCGGCCGUGGACAUUGAGUUCGUGGAGCUGUCCUAUUCCGUGCGGGAGGGGCCCUGCUGGCGCAAACGGGGUUAUAAGACCCUCCUCAAGUGCCUGUCGGGCAAAUUCUGCCGCCGGGAACUGAUCGGCAUCAUGGGCCCCUCGGGGGCUGGCAAGUCCACAUUCAUGAACAUCUUGGCAGGAUACAGGGAGUCUGGGAUGAAGGGGCAGAUUCUGGUGAACGGGAGGCCGCGGGAGCUGAGGACCUUCCGCAAGAUGUCCUGUUACAUCAUGCAGGACGACAUGCUGCUGCCGCACCUCACUGUGCUUGAGGCCAUGAUGGUCUCCGCCAACCUGAAGUUGAGCGAGAAGCAGGAGGUGAAGAAGGAGCUGGUGACAGAGAUCCUGACAGCACUGGGCCUGAUGUCCUGUUCCCACACGAAGACCGCCCUGCUCUCCAGCGGGCAGAGGAAGCGCCUGGCCAUUGCCCUGGAGCUGGUCAACAACCCACCAGUCAUGUUCUUUGAUGAGCCCACCAGUGGCCUGGACAGUGCAUCUUGUUUCCAAGUGGUGUCCCUCAUGAAGUCCCUAGCCCACGGGGGCCGGACCAUCAUCUGCACCAUCCACCAGCCCAGUGCCAAGCUCUUUGAGAUGUUUGACAAGCUCUACAUCCUGAGCCAGGGCCAGUGUAUCUUCAAGGGCGUGGUCACCAACCUGAUCCCCUACCUGAAGGGGCUGGGCUUGUACUGUCCUACCUACCACAAUCCUGCUGACUUCAUCAUUGAGGUGGCCUCUGGCGAGUAUGGAGACCUGAAUCCCAUGCUGUUCAGGGCGGUGCAGAACGGGCUGUGUGCCAUGGCUGAGAAGAAGAGUAGCCCCGAGAAGAAUGAGGUCCCCAACUCCUGUCCCCCUUGCCCUCCGGAAGUGGACCCCAUCGAAAGCCACACCUUCGCCACCAGCACCCUCACACAGUUCUGCAUUCUUUUCAAGAGGACCUUCUUGUCCAUCCUCAGGGACACGGUCCUCACCCACCUGCGUUUCGUGUCCCACGUGGUGAUUGGUGUGCUGAUUGGUCUCCUCUACCUGCAUAUUGGUGACGAUGCCAGCAAGGUCUUCAACAACACCGGCUGCCUCUUCUUCUCCAUGCUCUUCCUCAUGUUUGCUGCCCUUAUGCCCACCGUGCUCACCUUCCCUUUAGAGAUGGCCGUCUUCAUGAGGGAGCACCUCAACUACUGGUACAGCCUCAAAGCCUAUUACUUGGCCAAGACCAUGGCUGACGUGCCCUUCCAGGUGGUAUGCCCGGCAGUGUACUGCAGCAUAGUGUACUGGAUGACGGGUCAGCCCGCUGAGACCAGCCGCUUCCUGCUCUUCUCAGCCCUGUCCACCGCCACAGCCUUGGUGGCCCAGUCUUUGGGGCUGCUCAUUGGGGCCGCCUCCAACUCACUGCAGGUGGCCACCUUUGUGGGCCCAGUCACGGCCAUUCCCGUCCUCCUGUUCUCUGGCUUCUUUGUCAGCUUUAAGACCAUCCCCACUUACCUGCAGUGGAGCUCAUAUCUCUCCUACGUCAGGUAUGGCUUUGAGGGUGUGAUCCUGACCAUCUAUGGUAUGGAACGAGGAGACCUGACGUGCUUAGAGGAACGCUGCCCAUUCCGUGAACCCCAGAGCAUCCUCCGGGCGCUGGAUGUGGAGGACGCCAAGCUCUACCUGGACUUCCUGGUGUUGGGCAUCUUCUUCCUGGCUCUGCGGCUGCUGGCAUACCUCGUGCUGCGUUACCGGGUCAAGUCUGAGAGAUAGAGCUGUGCUCCCGCCCUGGCCUGGGCCUCCCGCCUCCGCAGCAGGAAGCCCUCAGCCCCAGCCUUUUGGGGGCUGUUUUAAUCUGGUAGACCUGGGCACCGAUUGCUGGUGCAGCCACCCUCUGCUUCCCCUGGAGCUCCCCAGGCUGGCUAUGGGACCUGUGCUCCCUCCCAGCCUGGGCCACCCUGGGGUUUCAGCCUUUCCAUUGUGCCCAGGAGUCUUCCCAAGUUGAUGCAGUUUGUAGCUUCCCCCCUACUCUUUCCAACACCUGCAUGCAAGGACCACUGGGAGGCUGCCACCCUCCUCCCUGCCCUGGCACCUUCCUCUGUUGUCUGUUCAGGAGCCCAGGGCCCCAUGCUCAUUUACAACAGACCAAAGUGGCCCCCUCCGAGGGGGUUCCCCACCACACAAGUGUUUGUAAAUUGGGUGGCUUGAGGGUUGGAGUUCCAGGGCUGGGCCCUGGUGGGGUCCCCUGGAAGCCCCAUUUUGGAUGUGGGAACGGAGCAGGGAAGGGCUCUGGAAGCUUCUUCUUCCUCCUCCAACUCCUCCUCUCUCUUCCCCUUCCCCGAGACCCUGGCUGACUCUGACAAUCUGCUAGGACAGAAGCUGGAUUUUCUGUCUGUGUCUUCACUCCCUGUUCUGGGGAAUGGAGAGACCUGGGAUCAUGGGACACCCCUUCCCCGUCCCUGUCACUGAUCCCUGUUGCCUUUGGGGAGUAGAAGGCUGGUGGCACCUCUGCAAUAAUGUCUGUGCUUCUGUCACACCUGCCACUGGAACUGGAGAAUGCACUUUAUUCUGGGUGGCAUUUGGGGGGUUGUGGUGAGGGGAGACUGGACUCUGCUUCUACCACAGGCCUCACAAAGCUGCCUCGCAGCUCCAGAGGGAGAGGCAGGUACAUGCGAACAGGCAAUCUCAGUGCUCCACUUGCCAUUGUUUCCCACUCAAAGACAGGUGGUAAUGGUCCAUGCUGCAGGGAGGGCAGUGCCAGGCGCCUCCUGGAUGAGACCCUCAGGAGGAGGCUGGUGCUGCCCAGGUGUCUCCAGGCUCUGCAGGUGUGUACCCCUUCCACCCUUCUCCCAGCCAAGGGUGGCACAGGGCACUAGCUCCCUGGAGUUCAGGACCCAACACAAGCACAAGCAUGGGCAUACCACCACCCUGUGGCCCUCCUUUUGUGUUCAACUUGGCAUUCUCAUCAGCCCCACUUCU
This is a messenger RNA of Ochotona princeps (American pika), 3395 nucleotides long. RefSeq names its product ATP binding cassette subfamily G member 4 (gene ABCG4). The coding region runs from base 249 to 2189 and encodes 646 amino acids. Gene Ontology annotation, cellular component: plasma membrane. NCBI's taxonomy places the organism in Eukaryota, Metazoa, Chordata, Mammalia, Lagomorpha, Ochotonidae. The record is from RefSeq and is a predicted model, not a curated record. Gene Ontology annotation, molecular function: ATP binding; ATP hydrolysis activity; ABC-type transporter activity. The transcript has 15 exons.